UCAUCAUCUUCACAUUAUUACAUUAUAUGAAAACAUCAAAUCUAAGUACAAUGAUAGACGACAACACAGUUCCUGCGACCAUGGAACUCAAAUUGAAUAUGCAAUGUCACUUAGUUAAAGACAGAGCCUUUGGGCUUUUACAUACAGAAACAUAUAACAUAAGCACUAAUCCAUGAAUUUACAUGUUAUAUAUGUAUGAUCACGAAGUUCCAAUUCCAAGAAAAUUCAUAAUUAGCAUCAAAAACUAUAAAGUUACCUCUUUUACUUCUGCCGGAGUCGUUGACGGGAGAAUCUCUCCGACUCUCGAUCUUGCUACGACAGUCCAAAACCACCGGAUAUUGUCGCAGGUGGGUCUGGUUAGUGUGAAACCGAUCAAAGGAGAGAUUUUGACAUUUUUGUUUGGAGGAAGACGAGGAGAUUUCUUGAACCGAAUGUCUCGGUUUUUCUAG
This is a messenger RNA of Arabidopsis lyrata subsp. lyrata, 449 nucleotides long. RefSeq lists its product as uncharacterized. The record is from RefSeq and is a predicted model, not a curated record. Lineage: Eukaryota; Viridiplantae; Streptophyta; Magnoliopsida; Brassicales; Brassicaceae.